Daldinia vernicosa is the source of this 1216-nucleotide messenger RNA. RefSeq lists its product as uncharacterized. Bases 140 to 1081 code for a protein of 313 amino acids. The record is from RefSeq and is a predicted model, not a curated record. The transcript has a single exon. NCBI's taxonomy places the organism in Eukaryota, Fungi, Ascomycota, Sordariomycetes, Xylariales, Hypoxylaceae.
CCCCGUAUCGGUAGCCUUAGGAAUUAUAUUCGACUACUUAUUUUCUAUAUAUUGCAUCUCUAAGUCAACACCUAGGUCUUUUUGAAAUUUCUAACCUUAUGUAGUUGUCGAUACCACCUCCUUCGUCUACCUCAACACGAUGACGAUGCUUGGGCCCUCAAGCUUUCUGCUUUUCGCUCGAUUGCCGAAGGAGUUACGACUACUUGUGUGGGAGCAGUACGCUCUUCCAAGAGUGCCCGUGUAUUACACCUGCUUCUCGCGGUACACGCCACUAUAUCCCGUGCUUUAUCAGUCUAACUCCACAGUUCGAUGCCUCAUGCAGGUGAGUAGAGAGGCAAGAUCUACAGUCUUGGGUAAUCGGCAGCUUUAUUAUUUACAAUAUGGCCGACCUCCUGUCAGAUCACGCCAACAUGCAUUGUUUUAUGAAAAUUUCCCUACAGCUGGUGAAAAGCGUGAACGUAACUGGACGGAGGGAUAUAUGUUUGUGGACUUUGAGAAGGAUAUAUUCUGCUUUGAAUUUAUACGCUCGAUUGAGUUCCGCUGGCCGAAGCUACGCGGUUGGCCUAUUAUCAAAGAGCAUAUCAAAAAUAUGACCUUUGAUCUCUCCUACGCCAUUUCCAUACUAGUACCACAAUCAGUAUUACGGGAUGUAUCGUUUUACUUGGAGUCUGCUUCCAGGGCUCUUAUUAAGGACUUUUAUCCACAUCUUGGACCAGACCUGAAGUCCUUACGCCGCUUACAACUCAUCUUUUCCCUCGAGCAUAUCCAGAGACUAUAUAGUCAGGACUGUUACGAAGAUUCAGACACUGAAAGUACCAGUAUAUCACGACCUAGGGAUAUCGGUAUUCUCUAUAUCCCUAUAUCAGCCAAACAACUUGCUCCUCUCAUAUUGGAGAGAAACCCAGCGCGGGUCGAGAGCGCUGAAAACUGGCGCCGUAACGUUCUAUCGUACGAGACCAGCAGAUUUGCUAGGGAGGUAUCAACAAUGGUUUCUAAAUUGUGUGAGCGAGACGUUCGUGUUGAUAUCACCAUAAAGAACUAUAGCUUAUCAUUGGCUUAUGACUCUGAAGCACCUAAAUAACGAAGGCGGCCUUCUUGAGCUCAUUCGAGUAUAACGAUAAAUUUAUAUCUAGCCUACACCCAGAUAUAGGAACACUUGUAUUUGAGAACAAAAUCACUUAGGCCAUAGUGAAUUCUACUUGAGCUUGGACUUAUA